Molecule: messenger RNA, 1037 nt
Organism: Grammomys surdaster
Lineage: Eukaryota; Metazoa; Chordata; Mammalia; Rodentia; Muridae
Gene: Tceal9
Product: transcription elongation factor A like 9
Exons: 3
Coding region: 259-573 (104 amino acids)
Source: RefSeq, a predicted model, not a curated record
GACCAGGAGUCGACGUGUGCAGAAAUCUUGCUAGUCUGGUCCUUGUUUCCAUCUGGGUACCAGCUCUCUUCAGCCUUGCAGGCGGUGGUGUGAGAGGCCAGCGGUAAGAGGAGACAGCUUGCUUGAAUUCAGCAGGUUUAUUCUUUGUACGGCUCCAGGCUAAAAUAAGUCGGAAAAAGAAAGCGACCAGAUUCGUACCUGAAAUAAUUGCAUUCACGUAUUCUGCAGGAAGCAGCAAAGAAGAGAAGCGUACACAAGAUGAAGCCCUGCCAAAAAAUGGAAGGAAACCUUGAAAAGGAGGAUGAGCCAAAGCCGGAGGAAGAGCCAAAGCCUGAGGAAAAGCCAGAGGAGGGGGAGGAACCUGAGGAGGAGGAAAAAUCCGAAGAAACUUUUCGGGAGAGGCUGAUUCAGUCUCUUCAGGAUUUUAAGGAGGAUAUACACAACAGGCAUCUGAGCAGUGAAGAUAUGUUUAGAGAUGUGGAUGAGCUAGACGAGAUCAGGAGAGUGAGAAACAAACUAAUAGUGAUGCGUUGGAAGGCUAAUCGAAGCCAUCCUUACCCCUAUUUAAUGUAGCUUGGCUUCGUUUCCAUUUUAUCUGACGUUACCAUUGCAAUCUAGCUUUCUUUUGAUUAGCAUUUUCCCGAUAAGACCUUUGCCCAUCUUCCUCCUUUGAAUCUGUUGCUGUUAGUGGCUUUAGCUGUAUCUCUUGUUGUCUGUAUCUUACUGUUGAUUAUAUUUGAACCAAUCUAUAAGUCUCUGGCUUUUAACAGAAGAGCUUUACUGAUUUGUAAAAAAAAAAAAAGAAAAACCCCAACAAAAUGAGCUUCUGAUGGGAUACAAAAUGAGAAAAGGUUACAAAAUAAUAUGGGAAUAUCAUAUUUUGAAAGACAGGAGUACCUUUGUAUGUUACAUAUAUGCACAUAUAAACUUGUCAAAGAUGAAUGAUUUUUCUUCUGCUUAUUUGUAUUUGCCAUAUUCCUAAAAUGAACACGCAUUAUUCUUGCUAAAAAUAAUAAAGGUUUUAUAACUAAAAAUAA